GUUCAUAUUGCCAAACAAAGUUUUGUGCUCGUUGUGGAGGUCGAGUGUCAUUACGCUCAAACAAGGUUAUGUGGGUAUGUAAUUUGUGCCGAAAACAACAAGAAAUCCUCACUAAAUCAGGAGCAUGGUUUUAUAAUAGUGGAUCUAAUACACCACAUCAACCUGAUCAAAAGGUUCCUCAAGGACUGAGAAAUGAGGAGGCGCCUCAAGAGAAGAAAGCAAAACUACAUGAGCAGGCCCAGUUCCAAGGACACUCAGGUGACUUAUCUGUACCGGCAGUGGAGAAAAGUCGAUCUCAUGGGCUCACAAGACAGGAUUCUAUUAAAAAUGGGUCAGGAGUGAAGCACCCAAUUUCCAGUGACAUAGCUUCAGACAGGAAAAGAAGUCCAUCAGUGUCCAGAGAUCAGAACAGACGAUACGACCAAAGGGAAGAGAGAGAGGAAUAUUCACAGUAUGCCACUUCGGAUAGCGCAAUGCCUCGAUCUCCAUCAGAUUAUGCUGAUAGGCGCUCUCAACGAGAACCUCAGUUUUAUGAAGAAUCUGAUGAUUUAAACUAUAGGGACUCCAACAGGAGAAGUCAUAGGCAUUCCAGAGAAUAUGUUGUAGAUGCCGGGGAUGUGGAGAGCAGAGAUGAAUAUGAAAGACAAAGGAGAGAGGAGGAGUACCAAGCACGCUACCGAAGUGAUCCGAAUUUGGCCCGUUAUCCGGUAAAGCCACAACCCUAUGAAGAACAAAUGCGUAUCCAUGCCGAAGUGUCCCGAGCGCGGCAUGAGAGAAGGCAUAGUGAUGUUUCUUUGGCAAAUGCUGAACUGGAAGAUUCCAGAAUUUCUAUGAUAAGGAUGGACCGACCAUCAAGGCAAAGAUCUAUAUCUGAACGUAGAGCUGUCCUGGAAAAUCAGCGAUCUUAUUCGAUGGAACGAACUCGAGAGGCUCAGGGACAAAGUUGUUAUCCACAAAGGACCACAAACCAUAGUCCUCCCACUCCCCGAAGGAGUCCAAUACCCAUCGAUAGGCCAGACAUGAGGCGAGCUGACUCACUAAGGAAACAACAUCACUUAGAUCCCAGCUCUGCUGUAAGGAAAACAAAACGGGAAAAAAUGGAAACGAUGUUAAGGAAUGAUUCACUCAGUUCAGACCAGUCAGAAUCAGUGAGACCACCACCACCGAAGCCUCAUAAAUCAAAGAAGGGAGGAAAAAUGCGCCAGGUUUCAUUGAGCAGUUCAGAGGAGGAACUGGCUUCCACACCUGAAUAUACAAGUUGUGAUGAUGUUGAGAUUGAAAGUGAGAGUGUAAGUGAAAAAGGAGACAUGGAUUACAACUGGUUGGAUCAUACGUCUUGGCAUAGCAGUGAGGCAUCCCCAAUGUCUUUGCACCCUGUGACCUGGCAGCCAUCUAAAGAUGGAGAUCGUUUAAUUGGUCGCAUUUUAUUAAAUAAGCGUCUAAAAGAUGGAAGUGUACCUCGAGAUUCAGGAGCAAUGCUUGGUUUGAAGGUUGUAGGAGGAAAGAUGACUGAAUCAGGUCGGCUUUGUGCAUUUAUUACCAAAGUGAAAAAAGGAAGUUUAGCUGAUACUGUAGGACAUCUCAGACCAGGUGAUGAAGUAUUAGAAUGGAAUGGAAGGCUAUUGCAAGGAGCCACUUUUGAGGAAGUAUACAACAUUAUUUUGGAAUCCAAACCUGAACCACAAGUGGAGCUUGUUGUUUCAAGGCCUAUUGGAGAUAUACCUAGAAUACCUGAUAGCACACACGCACAACUGGAGUCUAGUUCUAGCUCAUUCGAAUCUCAAAAAAUGGAUCGUCCUUCUAUUUCCGUUACCUCGCCUAUGAGUCCUGGCAUGUUGAGGGAUGUUCCACAGUUCUUAUCUGGACAACUUUCAAUCAAACUAUGGUUUGACAAGGUUGGUCACCAAUUAAUAGUUACAAUUUUGGGAGCAAAGGAUCUUCCUUCUAGGGAAGAUGGGAGGCCAAGGAACCCUUAUGUUAAAAUUUACUUUCUUCCAGACAGAAGUGAUAAAAACAAGAGAAGAACUAAAACAGUAAAGAAAACAUUGGAACCCAAAUGGAACCAAACAUUCAUUUAUUCUCCGGUCCACCGAAGAGAAUUUCGGGAACGAAUGCUGGAGAUUACCCUUUGGGAUCAAGCUAGAGUUCGAGAGGAAGAAAGUGAAUUCUUAGGAGAGAUUUUAAUUGAAUUAGAAACAGCAUUAUUAGAUGAUGAGCCACAUUGGUAUAAACUUCAGACCCAUGAUGUCUCUUCAUUGCCACUCCCCCACCCUUCUCCAUAUAUGCCACGAAGACAUCUCCAUGGAGAGAGCCCAACACGGAGAUUGCAAAGGUCAAAGAGAAUAAGUGAUAGUGAAGUCUCUGACUAUGACUGUGAUGAUGGAAUUGGUGUAGUAUCAGAUUAUCGACACAAUGGUCGAGAUCUUCAAAGCUCAACAUUAUCAGUGCCAGAACAAGUAAUGUCAUCAAACCAUUGCUCACCAUCAGGGUCUCCCCAUCGAGUAGAUGUUAUAGGAAGGACUAGAUCAUGGUCACCCAGUGUCCCUCCUCCACAAAGUCGGAAUGUGGAACAGGGACUUCGAGGGACACGCUCUACUACUGGACAUUAUAAUACAAUUAGCCGAAUGGAUAGACAUCGUGUUGUGGAUGAUUAUUCUCCAGAUAGAGACAG
This is a messenger RNA of Galeopterus variegatus (Sunda flying lemur), 2671 nucleotides long. Its product is annotated as regulating synaptic membrane exocytosis protein 2. The record is from RefSeq and is a predicted model, not a curated record. Gene Ontology annotation, cellular component: cytoskeleton of presynaptic active zone; presynaptic membrane. The annotation marks the transcript as partial. Lineage: Eukaryota; Metazoa; Chordata; Mammalia; Dermoptera; Cynocephalidae. Gene Ontology annotation, molecular function: small GTPase binding; transmembrane transporter binding. Gene Ontology annotation, biological process: regulation of membrane potential; positive regulation of synaptic transmission; calcium ion-regulated exocytosis of neurotransmitter. The transcript has 15 exons.